Messenger RNA from Drosophila suzukii, 2241 nucleotides. RefSeq lists its product as uncharacterized. The record is from RefSeq and is a predicted model, not a curated record. Lineage: Eukaryota; Metazoa; Arthropoda; Insecta; Diptera; Drosophilidae.
GUUCCAGUUCUCAAAUCCGAUAAAAACAGAAAAAAAUUGUAAAGUGAAAGAAAAUUAAGAGUGGUCCAUUCCGAUCCAAUCGGAAAUGAGGAGGAGAACGUUGCGUUGGCGCAGCUCCGCUUGCCGGGAUGAUGGUUCACCACCAAGGAGGGGCAAGUGCCAGGAUUACCGCUUCCACCAGACUGAGACUUAUCCCUCGAUCCGACCGAUGGAGCCACGAUGCAACCCCCACCAGGAUGAGGCCAUCACCCGGUUGGGCAACUCUCUCGUGACUGAUGGCUGUGGGCGACCCUUCGACAUGGUCAAGGACGACGUUUUACUUGCUUGGAGACAUAGUCCCCACAAGGACACGUUGGGCUUCUAUGGCGUAGGGUCACCCACCCAUCAGCCCGAAUCGGUGGAGUUCAACCGGGUGCUGGCGGACUGCCUGGUCAAGGUCAGCAGUGUUGGCUCUCGGCAAGGUCGCCCCAAAAAGACUAUAUCAACACCCCCCAGUAUUUCACCUACAGGCACUUACACUUCCCCUCAGCUUUGCAAACCCUUCAUUCUCAACCGCCAGACACUGCAGUCGGAACUUCAACUAAUGCCCUAUGUUAAACAGCAUCUGGAACCCGGAAAAGCCUUUGAGACAAUAUAUUGCCCUGAUCCUCCAGACCCCAGCGAUCCUUUUGGAGUUAAACACCAGUUGCGAAUAAGGAUAAGCCGGAGCAGAGACUUUAAACCCAAGAAGGUACCAAACGAUCUGCGUCGUAGGCCCUGGUACUGCCCCAUGGAUUGUGACCAAGCUCGAAAUGCUUGCACUCAGUACGAGUGGGCUAGGUACAAACUAGACCCUCGUCCUCAUAACAAAGAAUUCCAGGAUUGGCUCCAGGAGCAAAGGGAGAAAAAGAGUAUGGAGCCCAGGGACUACGAUCAAUUGUACGAGAGGUUUCUCAAGUGCUUCGAGCAGAAAACUUCUCCUGAUCCGCUUUGCAAGAUCUACGAGGAUUGCUGCAAGCCCAAGAAAUCCCGUAAGGAGGAUAAUCAAGGAGGUGGCGAUGGGCAGGGAGGUAAUGGAGAUGGUCAGCAGCCUGAAGAAUCCGGAGAAUCUCCACCAUAUCAAGGUACACCGAAUGAUGGAGACAAACCCGGAACCGGAAAAGAAAAAGCAGAGAAUGAAAAAGGUAAUACUGAGGGAGCCGAUGACACCGGUGAUAACAAGGAUAAAGGAGAUGGCAACGAUAAAAAAAAGGUCGUAGAGAAGGAUAAACAUAAGGAUAUAAUUAUAAAUGAAGACAAGGACAAAGAUAAUAUCAAAGAAAGAGUCGUGGAGAAGAAAAAAAAUAAAGAUUUAAAUAAGGAUAAAGGUAAAAACAUAAGUAAAGAUCAAGAUGAUGAUGAAUUUAAAAACAUACGUAAACAUAAAAAUGGAAAUAAAAAUAAAAAUAGACACAAAAAUAAAAAUAAGAAUAAAAAUAAAAAUAAGAAUAAAAAUGAAGAGAAAGUUAAUGAAGACGAAAACUUUAAAAUCGAAAAGAGGAAGCCAGAGUCGGAUGUAAUUAAAAAGGAAAUACCAAAAAGGGACAUCCCAAUACCAAAUGAACCCGUGUUCGAAAAGGGAAGACCUAGUGUAAUUCCGUAUACUCCAUCGGAGAAAAAUAGCGAUAGACCUAGUAAAGUAGAACCUGCAUUAAGUAAUACAGAACUGGAAACUCCAGUAGUAGACUAUGACAAGUUCCUGCCGGUGAUCCCGAAAUAUACGAUCAAGGUACCCCCCAAAAAAAAGAAAAAGGUUAGGAAUAAAGAAGGAGACAAGAAUGAGAAGAUUGAGAAGAUCAAGAAGACCUGCCCGCCCUGUCCACCGCAAGGUUGCCAGUGCGAGAUCUGCCAUUUUAUGGAUCGCCAGAAGGAACCGGAGGCUCCCUUUAUGAGGAAUAUGAGGCGGGCGGAGCAAAAGCGCCAGCUACGAGCCUACUAUCGCCAAAUGUGUCACCGGGAAUAUAUCCAGAAUAGAUGUUGGGAGGAGUACAGGGCACCCAGUCACAAAUGCGAUCCCAUCUGCUGCGAUAACUUCCUGUGCCGCAAUCCCCGACUCGCCGAGCACUGCGAUUGCCUUGGGGCCGUGCAGGAUCUGCAGAAGGUCAUCUCCGGCGACAAGGAUAACAAGGAUUGCAGCAGACUGCUCCUUCGGAUAGAGAAUCUUCGGAGACGCGUCUGCCAGCGCAUGUGCGAUUGCAUCCUGGGGUAAACUGGAUCGGAAUG